Molecule: messenger RNA, 516 nt
Organism: Bipolaris maydis ATCC 48331
Lineage: Eukaryota; Fungi; Ascomycota; Dothideomycetes; Pleosporales; Pleosporaceae
Source: RefSeq, a predicted model, not a curated record
AUGAUCCAGAACUAUUCUUUCGCCCCCCUCCUCAUCCCCCUCACAUUCCGCCCAAACACCGCCCACAACACCCCCGCCGUCACUAGAAACGCUAAAAUCCCCAUGGUAACUCCUAAUCCUGCUGCCGCUGCGCCACUAAGCCCCGCCGACGACUUCGCCGGCUUCACAGACCCAACAGAGGCCGAUGCCGUAUUGCCAACCGUACCUAGCCCUAGAAAUGUAGUACUUAUACUCUCAAAUGCAGCAGGACGGGAUAGUACACCGGUUGGAGGGGAUGCAGGAAUCACUGUGCCUCCCUCGGUAUCACUAUCACUCUUACUCUGGUAUACCCCUGCCGAAGAUGGUGCUUCUGGUGCAGAAGAAAUGGGCGAAUUCGUCCUUGGGGUUCCGGAAAUAGCAUCUGAGGAGGAGAGAGGGGGACGGGUGCUGGAUACGACUGGUGCUGGAGCCAUGGAGAUUACGAUGGGAGUGAUGCCCCCGGUUUUUGUGGAUGGGGAUGCCAUGGUUGCUGUGUAG